AUGGGUGGUAAUGGCAAGCUUCACAAGUGGAAAAUCUCUAUAUACAGAUCACCAUCGCCAUCACCAUCGUCUUCCAAGUCCAAGUCCAAGUCCGAGCACAAGGAACCUCCCACAGAGUAUGUCUGUCCCAUUUCUGGUUCCUUAAUGUUCGAUCCAGUUGUCGCCUCUUCAGGCCAAACCUUUGAGAGCAUGUGCGUACAAGUCUGCAGACACCUAGGUUUUGCUCCUCUACUUCUUGACGACUCUAACCGUGAUUUCUUCAUUGUCAUCCCCAAUUUGAAUCUCAAAUCGACGAUUCUUAACUGGUGGGACUCCUCCCGUACCGAACACCCUCGGUUACCGAAUUACAGCUCCGUCGAGACCACGGUUCAUGGGUUAAUGGCUUCUACGAGAGAAGACGACAAUGAUUCGAAAAUCAGGGUUUUUGAGAGGGAGUUGUUGAAGGGCGUCGCUGAGAAUUCACAUGUUUUGUUCUUGUACGCGACGACUGAGUUGAAUCACCGAGCGAACCAUUUCUACUCGUCGAGUUCUAAGGAAUCGGUGAUCGCGAACGUUCAAUCGACUCCUCUGCUUCCAUUCAUGGCUCGGCCGAUGUGUUUCUCGCCAUCGUCUACUUUGAAUUCAUCAGAGAUCGCUGCUAAUGAAACGCUAAAUCCUAAUUCGAUCUUUGAGGACAAAGAGUUCAUUGUGAAGCUCAAGAGUCUGGACGUGUUUGACCAAGAACAAGGUCUGAUAGCUCUGAGAAAGCUCACGAGGAUGAAGGAAGAAACUAGGGUUUGGGGUUGA
Messenger RNA from Camellia sinensis, 786 nucleotides. NCBI's taxonomy places the organism in Eukaryota, Viridiplantae, Streptophyta, Magnoliopsida, Ericales, Theaceae. The record is from RefSeq and is a predicted model, not a curated record.